AACGUCACCGAAAGGUGAAAGUAGAAAUUAUUUCAUAAUGUGACAUUAUGCCAAUCAAUUGAUAGCGUAGUUUUAAAUAUUUUGAAUUUAAAAUCAUUAUCAUAAUAUAUUGUUAUUUCUCACAUCAAAAGAAUCAUGGUGGUUCGGCUCCUUAAGUUAUUAGCUGCUUUUACAAUUUCAGUAAGCAUUACUAAUAUUAUUUACAACUUGUCUUGCCCAAAGGUAGACCCAUUGAUGCGAACAAUAAAUGUUUAUAGAAGGCAUCUGAAUUUCGAAGGAGAACAAAGAAGUAACCUUGAAGCGGAAACACUUACAAGGAGCCCUGAGUUAAAUUAUAACAACUCUGUUAAUAUCUGGAAUUUUACACCCAAAAAUCCUAUCAAAAGAGAAGAUUUUUCUAAAGUUUUGAGCAAAACAGGAGGAAUUAUGAAAAUGAAUGAGGAUGCUUUUCCGCCACACUUGAAUCAAUGUUCUGAUGUGCGUCCUCGUUUAGCGCAAAAUAUGACCCGGCUAAAUGGAAGUAAAAAUGCAUCGACUCUCAUCGGCCGACUUAUGGCAACUGUAUGUGUAAACGAAAGCGCUGAGGAGAAACAAAAGCCGAUGUUGCCAUUAUGUAAACUCCCCUCGGAUUUAGGUCCAAUAUCGCUAAAUAAAUCAGACAUGAAACUGGAAAUGGUGGAGAAGAAAUACCCGGAGGUGCACUGGGGCGGGCGGUACUCGCCUCCGAACUGCACCGCGAAACACAAGGUUGCCAUCAUCGUGCCAUAUAGAAAUCGCAAGAAACAUUUAGCUAUAUUUUUAAAUCACAUGCAUCCGUUUCUGAUGAAACAACAAUUAGAGUAUGGGAUAUUUAUCAUCGAGCAAUAUGGUCAUAAACAGUUCAACCGCGCCAAACUGAUGAACGUGGGUUACACGGAGAGUCAAAAGCAGAAACCUGGUCGCUGGCAGUGCUUUGUGUUCCAUGACAUAGACCUGCUCCCACUGGACCUGCGGAACAUAUACUCGUGUCCGCGACAGCCGCGCCACAUGUCCGCGUCUAUUGACGUACUUCAAUUUCAGUUACCCUAUGAAGAAAUAUUUGGAGGAGUGUCAGCCUUGACGAAGGAGCAGUUUUGGGCUGUCAACGGCUUCUCCAACAAGUACUGGGGGUGGGGAGCCGAGGACGAUGAUAUGGCUUAUAGGAUUCAAACAAUGGGGUAUCAUGUUGCUAGGUAUAAAAUGUCUAUCGCUCGGUACGCAAUGCUAGAUCACAAGAAAUCAGCGCCAAAUCCAAAAAGGUAUGAAUUGUUAUCGAAGACGUUGGAGAUGUUCCAGUCAGAUGGCCUGUCGACCUUGGAGUACGAGGUGGUGCAAAUAACCCACAAACACCUGUACACCCAUGUAUUAGUUAAUAUUGACGAGCAUCAAAGAUUUAGACAAUAGAAUAUAACUUAUUUAAAAUAGUAAAAUUACCGAAACUGUGUAAAUUACAUUUGUAUUAGGUGUAGUUUUAUUGGACAUAUUAAAUAAUACGGUUGUGUU
Plodia interpunctella (Indianmeal moth) is the source of this 1521-nucleotide messenger RNA. Its product is annotated as beta-1,4-N-acetylgalactosaminyltransferase bre-4-like. Gene Ontology annotation, cellular component: Golgi apparatus. The transcript is spliced from 9 exons. NCBI's taxonomy places the organism in Eukaryota, Metazoa, Arthropoda, Insecta, Lepidoptera, Pyralidae. Gene Ontology annotation, biological process: glycosphingolipid biosynthetic process; carbohydrate metabolic process. The record is from RefSeq and is a predicted model, not a curated record. Gene Ontology annotation, molecular function: N-acetyl-beta-glucosaminyl-derivative 4-beta-N-acetylgalactosaminyltransferase activity; galactosyltransferase activity. Bases 136 to 1422 code for a protein of 428 amino acids.